CCGCUGUCAAAGUUGACCGCCGGGCGCUGCGUUGCAAUGGAGAGAAGGGAAGAGGAGCAACAGCACCCGCUGCGGGGGAAGGAGGCGGAGGCGGAGGAAGAGGAGAAGGGAAAGGAGGAGGAGGAGGAGGAGGAGGAGGAGGAGGAGGAGGAGGAGGAAGGAAAGCGGGGGGAUUGAGAUCGCGCCUGUCCCAGCUGCUGGAAACAAGCGCCGCUGAUCCGCGCUGAGCCCCGCUCGCCUGGUGGCGGCUGCGCGCCCACGAGAAAAGCCGAUCGCCCCCAUAAAUGUCGCGUUGCUGCUGCUGCUGAGAGGGAGACCCCGGCCACCCCCAGCGGCUCCUGGACGGGUCUGGGAGCGGCGGAAUCAGCCGGCAGAGCAGGGAAAGGUGGUUGGGUGCCCUCUGCCUCCGAUCCUGCAGAGCCCCGAGGCUGAGCAGCCGAUCUCUCCCUCCCCCUCCCCCUCCCCCCCCGCCUCGGCAGAGCUUCCGUUUCUCUCCACUCCCCCCGCCGCCUCUCCCUGCUCCUCCCGGCCUCUUCCCGAUCCUCCCCAGCCAUGACCAUUCCGGUUUUCACCUCAUAAAGAUGGCGGUGUGGGAUCACUGCAACCUUUAGACUCAUGACUGUCAGAAACAUCGCCUCCAUUUGUAAUAUGGGCACCAAUGCCUCUGCUCUGGAAAAAGACAUUGGGCCAGAGCAAUUUCCAAUCAAUGAACACUACUUUGGACUGGUCAAUUUUGGAAACACGUGCUACUGUAACUCCGUCCUGCAAGCCCUAUAUUUCUGCCGGCCCUUUCGGGAAAAUGUGCUGUCCUACAAGGCCCAGCAGAAAAAGAAGGAAAACCUCCUGACUUGCCUGGCGGACCUUUUCCACAGUAUUGCCACGCAGAAGAAGAAAGUUGGAGUGAUUCCACCCAAAAAGUUCAUCUCGAGGUUACGAAAGGAGAAUGAUCUCUUUGACAACUACAUGCAACAAGAUGCCCAUGAAUUUUUAAACUACUUACUGAAUACCGUCGCUGACAUUCUGCAAGAGGAGAAGAAGCAGGAAAAGCAAAACGGCAAACUGAAAAACGGCAACAUGAACGAAGCGGAAGAGAACAACAAGCAAGAACUCACCUGGGUGCAUGAGAUUUUUCAGGGAACGCUGACUAAUGAAACGAGAUGCUUGAACUGUGAAACUGUUAGCAGCAAAGAUGAAGAUUUCCUCGAUCUCUCUGUUGAUGUGGAACAGAACACAUCGAUUACACAUUGCUUAAGAGACUUCAGCAACACAGAAACAUUGUGCAGCGAACAAAAGUACUACUGUGAAACUUGCUGCAGCAAACAGGAGGCACAGAAAAGGAUGAGGGUUAAAAAGCUGCCAAUGAUCCUUGCAUUGCACCUGAAGAGAUUUAAAUACAUGGAGCAGUUACAUCGGUAUACCAAGCUCUCUUACCGCGUGGUAUUUCCUCUCGAGCUGCGUCUCUUCAACACAUCUGGGGAUGCUAUCAACUUGGAUCGCAUGUAUGACUUGGUGGCAGUAGUAGUUCAUUGUGGCAGUGGACCUAAUCGUGGACAUUAUAUUACCAUUGUGAAAAGUCAUGGCUUUUGGCUAUUGUUUGAUGAUGACAUUGUAGAGAAAAUCGAUGCGCAGGCUAUUGAAGAAUUUUAUGGUCUGACCUCUGAUAUAUCAAAAAAUUCAGAAUCUGGAUAUAUUUUAUUUUAUCAGUCAAGAGAGUGACUUGGGAAGACGCUGACUUUUUCCACCCCGAGAGGAGAAACUGACCAACACUGUUAACUGACUUCCGUGUAGACUAAUCCAAUACAGUGUGACAGUGAUAAGCUCAUGCCGAAAUUGUGAACAAAGACUCUCCGCCUUUGACUGGAAGAUCUUUUUUCUUUAGUCUGAUUCUCAUUAACUACUGCAAGAACAAAUUUAUACAGCUCGUGUUCAUUUGUUGAAUCCUGCUGAACUCAGCUAUAAUGUGGCCUAGAUGUUUGCACCACGCACUAAGGACCAUUUGUUGUCUGUUUCUAAAGAACCAUUCCUUUAGGCUAGUGGUUUUCAGACCAUGUUUUGAGGAACCUUGGGAUUCCUGAGAUGCCUAUCAAGGGUUCCUCAAUGAGAAGAUGCAAUAGUAAUGGUAGACACCCAUUCCUUAAUGGCAGCUUGCCUGCAGCUACCAAUCUUCAUCUGUAAAGGGCAGCUGGGCUGUGUCCUAGGAGGCACUCUCACCGUUCACACAGGCCAGUAGUGAGCCCCAGGAAACCUAGCCAACACUCCAAAUGAAAUGUGCAGCCUAGAAUACCCUACUCUUUUGCAAGAACUCUGGCAAAUGCACAAGGGUUCCUAGGCAGAGCAAUCAAUGUGAAAAGUGUUCUCUUAAGUUGGGAACACUUGGGAAAUUGCUGCUUUAGAUACCUACUGAAAUGUAACUCAUAUUCAUGGAUCCUCAUUCUGUUUGGAUUGUGGAUUGUGUCACAUGGUACUCCUCAACUAGAAAACUAUUAUCUCCCGAUCUCCUCAAGCUUUGGGUCAUUAAACAAUAUCAAAUUGGCAACCACAAAACACAACGUCGCUCAGUCCUGUUUGAACCAAAUUUCGCCAGUCUUCCUGUUUAUCAUGUGACAGCACAGAUCAGCCAAACUGCCCCUUUGGAUUCCCACCCCGUAAAAGGCUUUAGGAGAUUUUGCACUGAAAAGAAAAGGGGGGGGAGUUGUUCUUCCAUGUUACUUUCGCUGUGUGAUGAGUGAUAGUAUCCUUUUAUCCCAAAGAAAUACCACAAAAUGUCCUUGCUGUCCUGAGUUUGCACAUGUCUAUAUGAGUAUCAUGCAUGCAAGCAAGCAUUGGUUGCACAAUCCAAUUAAGCAAUAGCGACCAGGAUCCAAAGCUCCAUAGGAUUUUGGUGCAGAGCUCCGUGCAAAGAGGAGAUUCUCAUUCUUCUUGGUGUUUGGGGAUGCAUCAUGGGCACAUAAGAGAUCCUACACGCAGAUCAGAACCCCUGGAUUUAAGUGAAUAUCCAUCAUAUUAUGCAGAGCUCUGGACUUGAACAGAUAGCACCGAUUGCACUGAGAGCCAAAUUACGUGGCAUUGCACAAGGAUGUUAUGUACAUUUGUAGCCAUAUGUAAUAAAAAUCAGUUUUUAGGUUCAAUCUGUUUGUCACGCUCUAGUGUCACAAAGGCCGGAAACCUAAAGUAAAUAGGACCUGCUCCAAUUUCAACAACUCCCAUUAAGUACAAAGAAAAGUGGUGCAAAUUGGCAAAACUCUUAUAGAGCUGCUGAUCCAAGAGAAAGUUUCCCAGGGAUGAAGGGCAGAUUUUGCUCUCAUCUCGAGGAUAUGCAGUGGUGACCAAACAUGCUCCCUGGCCCAAACAUUGGGUUGCCAAAGUUGUGCUGAGUGAGACUCCCAUUUGAGGAAAUGCGUGUCUCUGCAUGCCACCAGUAGAACCUGCAAUAUACAAAUAUCUCCGGCUCUUUUGCUCAUCGUAUUCAGCAGGCAUUUUGCUUGUUGUGUAUUAAUGAAGAGCAUUUGGCCCUGCAGGAAUUAACAGCAUCAACAGCCACGAGCAUUUACUAGCAUGAAUUUGUGUUUUAAGACUAUAUGAAUGUUUUGAGGUGUUCCCUGUUAAGUUAUGAUAAAUGCACUCUAGCUAUUCAAUAGCUGUUUAAAAAUAUUACUGCAUAAGUCAUGUUUAAAUGCAAAUAUCAAAAGAGGAAUGGGAAUAGUCUCUACUUUGUGGAAUUAACGGAUCUAAAAUUGCAGAGUUGGAUUGUCUUGACACUUGUUAAGGUGCAGUGCAUGGUCUUCAAUCAAAAUAAAAGGCAAAUAAAUAUCCUGCAAGAUAUUCACGUUUACAAUACAAGAAACUAAUAGGAAUACAAUAAAUGAAUUGUGCAAAAGCUACUUCAUGCUGACAUAUAUCCUGGAUUUGUGCAGAUCUGAGUAUGACUUCAAGUGAGAAAACUCCAGAAGAGAUAUACAUCAUUUUUUUCUAUUUUUUUAAAAAAUAUGCAUGUAUUUAUUAGGAAAGAGCCCCUUUUAGUACUUUCUGAAUAGAGAUCUAAUUACAGUUUUACUGCUGUGCUGCUUAUUUUGCCAUAAUUCAACACUGUUGGAACUUGCAUCUUGGUUUUCCAUCUGGGAAUGAAAAUCUUUCUUGUG
Zootoca vivipara (common lizard) is the source of this 4139-nucleotide messenger RNA. RefSeq names its product ubiquitin specific peptidase 46 (gene USP46). Gene Ontology annotation, cellular component: nucleus; cytosol. Lineage: Eukaryota; Metazoa; Chordata; Lepidosauria; Squamata; Lacertidae. Gene Ontology annotation, biological process: protein deubiquitination. Gene Ontology annotation, molecular function: cysteine-type deubiquitinase activity. The record is from RefSeq and is a predicted model, not a curated record.